UUAAUGUUGGUCUCAUUGGAAUCUUGACAGUCCUUUUCCGGUCAAGACAAAUUGUCAUCAACAUGGGUAAACCCCGUGGAUUAAAAACCGCCAGAAAACACGUUAACCACAGGAGAGAUCAGCGAUGGGCUGAUAAAGACUAUAAAAAAGCUCAUUUAGGAACUAGAUGGAAGGCCAAUCCUUUCGGAGGUGCUUCCCACGCUAAAGGAAUCGUCCUAGAAAAAGUAGGCGUUGAAGCCAAACAACCCAACUCUGCCAUCCGCAAGUGCGUGAGGGUACAGCUGAUCAAGAACGGAAAGAAAAUCACCGCGUUCGUGCCCAGGGACGGUUGCUUGAACCACAUCGAAGAAAACGAUGAAGUUUUAGUCGCCGGAUUCGGUAGGAAAGGUCACGCCGUCGGUGAUAUUCCCGGAGUCAGAUUUAAGGUUGUCAAGGUAGCCAAUGUAUCGUUGUUAGCUUUAUAUAAGGAAAAGAAGGAAAGACCAAGAUCGUAAUUUGUUUUAAUAAAAUGUACACAUAAAAUUA
Messenger RNA from Sitophilus oryzae (rice weevil), 525 nucleotides. It is a transcript of the gene RpS23, whose product is annotated as 40S ribosomal protein S23. NCBI's taxonomy places the organism in Eukaryota, Metazoa, Arthropoda, Insecta, Coleoptera, Curculionidae. Gene Ontology annotation, biological process: translation. Gene Ontology annotation, molecular function: structural constituent of ribosome. The transcript has 4 exons. Gene Ontology annotation, cellular component: cytosolic small ribosomal subunit; ribosome. The coding region runs from base 63 to 494 and encodes 143 amino acids. The record is from RefSeq and is a predicted model, not a curated record.